Molecule: messenger RNA, 1047 nt
Organism: Fusarium coffeatum
Lineage: Eukaryota; Fungi; Ascomycota; Sordariomycetes; Hypocreales; Nectriaceae
Exons: 3
Coding region: 1-1047 (348 amino acids)
Source: RefSeq, a predicted model, not a curated record
AUGGUGGAAGUCCAACCCUUGAUGACCAACCUUGAAUCCCUUCCCACCUCGACCCGAUCUCUCGCAAUCCGAGCACUAGCAGCUGUGUACUUUGGCAAAACUAACUCUCAUAAACGCAUCUUUGACUUGGGCACGAGGGAGUAUGGAAAGGCGUUGAAGAAGGUGCAUGAAGAUCUGUCGAGUGACACUGCGGUUUUGGAAUGGGAGACGUUGGUCAGUGUGCUUUGUCUGUGUAUGUUUGAGAGUAUUGCUUUUACGGAUAAGAGUGGGUGGUUAAGACACUAUGAGGGGAUCUCUGAACUGGUUAAGCUGAGAGGGCCGUGGAGACAUCAGACAGCUUUGGACCGAGAGCUCCUACGACAGUGUCGCUUCGAGAUUAUUGUGUGUGCACUGAUAAAACGCCGUCACUGCUACCUUGCCCUCCAUGAGUGGCAGACCAUCCCUUGGCCCGAGAGUGUACCGAAGACAGCCAGCGAUACUAUUCACGACAUCUUUGCCUAUGUCCCAGGUCAACUACACGACAUGGAUCGUGUAGAAAGGGGAGAAGUGGACGGAGACUUCAAGGACGAUCUACGACAACGUGUGGAAAUAACGCUGUCGAACCUUGAAGAUUGGGGCCAGUUCUAUCACCACCCACGUCCUCUCUCUGGUUCAUUACCAAACAGCGAAGUGAUACACUCAGUCAGAGACAAAGCGCUACUCGCCCUACAAAGAGCUAUCAUUCUUUGCAUGGUCAACCUGUGUACGCUCCUCAAAGUCCCCCUCGUCGCAGAGAUACCGACGGCCUUCGAAGAUCAACAAGCAAUCCGGACAUGUAUUGCGAUCGAGAUAUGCCAACUGGCCAUAUCAUGUGUCGGUGAUGACUCCACGGGAACCGAGCCAUUACUGUUCAUAUUUCCUUUACAAAUUGCGAGUAUGAACUUGCAAGCGGGAAGUGCUGAAGAGAAGUUGGCUGAGCAAGUUAUGAAUGAUGUUAUUGCUGGACAACAUGGGUUCGAGAUUGGACGGAGAAGGGAGUUGAGGCCUUCAAUGAUAACUAAUGCGUAA